AUGUUCGUCUGCCUCAUUCUGGACUUCCUCGUUAUUAGUACUCGUAGAACUCUUACCGGAAAGACUACGGAUACCUCCCUUAUUAUAGAGCCCGUUGAUGCCGAAGAUAAUCCGAUUAGUAUUAUAGAUCGGUUCUUUUUACAAGUUGAAGAGCGAUCUCUGGAGAUUCUGAAGGUUAUAAUUCGUCGACGGGAUAGAAACCUCACUGUUACAAAUCCCUUACGUAUUAAGGAGGCCGAGUUGGAUAUCACCUUCCCGUCUUUCACACCUAGAGAACCCUUUCCCGCUACUUUCGACGGAACAACUACAAACAACGAUCAAGACGGCGACAACAUAGAUGUCUCUCGUUUUACCGCAGGUGACAAGGUCGCUGUUCAAGCCUGGUUUGGUAACUACGUCUUUACAAACAAGUCUAGGAAGACUGUGUCUGGACCGACGUUCCGUUUAUUGAAGCUCUGGAGGUUACAAGCUGGUGUUUCUGGUCUUUCGGGCCUCAAUAGUAGCCCCAUUACCAAACGGAGACGCAUAUUGUAG
Molecule: messenger RNA, 534 nt
Organism: Venustampulla echinocandica
Lineage: Eukaryota; Fungi; Ascomycota; Leotiomycetes; Helotiales; Pleuroascaceae
Exons: 3
Coding region: 1-534 (177 amino acids)
Source: RefSeq, a predicted model, not a curated record